Gloeophyllum trabeum ATCC 11539 is the source of this 2631-nucleotide messenger RNA. RefSeq names its product glycosyltransferase family 2 protein. Lineage: Eukaryota; Fungi; Basidiomycota; Agaricomycetes; Gloeophyllales; Gloeophyllaceae. The transcript has 19 exons. The coding region runs from base 16 to 2631 and encodes 871 amino acids. The record is from RefSeq and is a predicted model, not a curated record. Gene Ontology annotation, cellular component: cell septum; cell periphery. Gene Ontology annotation, molecular function: chitin synthase activity.
ACUCCCAGUGGCUCUAUGGUGGCUCUACAGCACGCUCGGGACUCUUAUGGGUCUUUUGGAAAUCAACCUAUGACGGCAGAUGGUUACGUCGACCACUUUCAGCACGACACGGAAGCGUACGCCUCUGGGAUUAACUCUCGUUCGUCGUACCGUCCUCCACGCUCCAGAUCACCAACUCCUUCCGGAGAAGAUGAAGACUACUACAUCGUGGGAAGUGAGGCUACGCACUAUACUGGCUACACUCACGAGAAAUCUGCAACGUAUCUAAACCAUGGGAAUGAUUCUCAAUAUCUACUGGCUGAUGAUCCCAACAAGGAGGAUGUGCUGAGUGAGAAGGUGUCCACCAAUCUCUCUAGCACACCACCCACCCCCCUCCCUACGAUGCACUUUGGUCCUGUACCUUCCGGUCGCAUCCAUCGACGCAACAAGACCAAGAAGAGGGUGCAGUUGACAAACGGUAACCUAGUUGUCGAACUGGACGUUCCACCAAAGUUGAUCCUUCCUCGAUACGAGCCGGAGAUGCAGAAGACGCGAUAUACUGCUGUGACAUGCGACCCGGACGACUUCGAGAGCAGCGGGUUCUUCCUACGGCAGAACGAAUGGAGUAGGACGACCGAACUUUUCAUUGUCGUCACGAUGUAUAAUGAGGAUGAGGUGCUUUUCUGUCGGACACUCUACGGAAUCAUGCAGAAUAUCAGUCAUCUAUGCUCUCGGAAGAAUUCCCGCACAUGGGGAAAAGAUGCAUGGAAGAAGGCAAGCCCAACUAGGCCCGUUGUCGUAUGUAUCGUCGCGGACGGACGCAAGAAGGUGCACCCACGAGUACUGGACUGUCUAACUCUACUUGGCGUCUACCAACCGGGAGAUCAUAUGAAGAACAUGGUCAACAACAAGGAGGUCACAGCCCAUCUGUUCGAGUACACCACGUCGUUUGCCCUGGACCCGAAUCUGCAGUUCAAGUACCCGGAUAAUGGGAAGAAGGGCAUCGUGCCAACGCAGAUCUUGUUCUGCAUGAAGGAGAAGAACAUGAAGAAGAUCAAUAGCCAUCGGUGGUUCUUCAACGCGUUCGCGAAGGUUCUUCAGCCGAAUGUUUGCGUCCUCCUGGACGUCGGUACUCGUCCCGGGCCUAAGAGUAUAUACCACUUAUGGAAGACAUUCGACUUGAACUCCAAUGUUGGAGGGGCCUGUGGCGAGAUAGCCGCAUACAAAGGCAAACAUUGGAAGUUCCUCCUUAAUCCAUUAGUCGCCGCCCAGAAUUUCGAAUAUAAGAUCAGCAAUAUUCUAGACAAACCUACGGAAAGUAUGUUCGGAUAUAUUAGCGUCUUACCAGGAGCAUUUUCAGCUUAUCGGUAUAUUGCUUUACAGAACGAUAGCCGAGGCGUGGGCCCCCUGGCUUCCUACUUCAAGGGAGAAGUCCUCCAUGGCCGAGAUACGGAUAUAUUCACUUCCAACAUGUAUCUUGCUGAAGAUCGUAUCCUGUGUUUCGAACUUGUCGCGAAAGCCAAUUCAAACUGGGUGCUGCGUUAUGUCAAGAGCGCAAUUGGAGAAACAGAUGUCCCCGACGCUCUCCCGGAAUUCAUUAGCCAACGUCGGAGAUGGUUGAACGGGUCGUUCUUCGCAGCGACAUAUGCCAUAGCCCACGUCGGACAAGUGCUACGUUCGGGUCACAGUUUCGGUCGAAAAACGAUGCUCCUGCUGGAAACGGUCUAUAACGUCAUCAACCUAAUUUUCUCGUGGUUCGCCAUGGGCAACUUCUUCCUCUUCUUCGCCAUCCUUACGGCCUCUCUCGAGGACCCUUCCUUGAAGAUGAGAGGCAUCCAAUAUUUCAAUACGAUUGUCCAGUACCUCAUGGCUGCGCUGCUUGUAGCGUGCUUCGUCUUCUCUAUGGGCAACAAGCCACGAGCCGCACAGUGGAAAUACAAAACAACAGCUAUCAUAUUUGCUUUCCUUAUGGUCUAUGUAUUUUUCGCCGCCAUUAUGUGUGCUCUCCAGGCACAUGCAAAUGGAGGGAGCACCUACACCGUAAUGCUCUUCAGCAUCAUCGUGACCUAUGGAGUAUAUGCCACUUCCAGUCUUCUUGCCUUUGACCCCUGGCAUAUGCUGACGAGUUUCCUCCCGUAUAUGCUGCUCUCACCUACGUACAUUAACAUAUUAAAUAUCUAUGCCUUCUGCAAUCUCGACGACAUCUCCUGGGGCACUAAACAGGACACGACAGUCGAAACAGACCUGGGAGCUGUAGUACAAGAUAGCCACCAACAAGUGGACGUGGAGGUCCUCGCCGAACCAGCUGAUGUCAAUGGUCUCUACGUAGAGGCGGCGGAAAAUCUGAAGCAUCGGAAACCGAUCGGCAAUAUCAAGCCUGGCCAGGAAUUGAGUCUUGCAGAACGAGAGCAAGCAGCAAAGGACUACUAUGCCAGUGUCAGAACAAAUGUCCUUUUGGCAUGGAUACUCUCCAACGGAUUCCUGCUGGCUGCUAUCCUCGGCGCUGGUGAUUCGAGCUCAACCUUCAGCGAUUCAGCCGUCACACCCACAAAGGGCUAUCUCACUUUUAUCCUGGUUUUUGUGGCCAUCACGAGCCUGACGAGAUUCAUCGGUUCAACGCUGUAUCUAUUAGUUCGCGUGUUCACCGGAUGA